GCGGGCUUUCCAGGACCGUGAGCAGGCAUGGCUGAGGCGGGAAAAGUCUCCUCGGGCCUUGGCCUUCCAGGAGAAGUCUCCCAGUGGCCUCUGAAGCGCUAUGGCCGCUUCAUGCUCUUGCAUACCGGAGAGUCGCCUGGUCCUAGCUCCGCAGUUGAUGCAGGAUCUUCGCCCACAUGGAAGGUUUUUGAAUCCAGUGAAGAAACUGGGUCUCUCGUUCUCACCAUCGUUGUAUCAGGUCACUUCUUCAUUUCCCAGGGACAGACACUACUGGAAGGAUUUUCACUCAUUGGCAGCAAGAGCUGGCUGAAGAUUGUAAGACGCGUAGACUGUCUUCUGUUUGGAACAACGAUAAAGAGCAAGAGCCGCAUGUUCCGUGUACAGUUUAGUGGGGCAUCCACCGAAGAGGCGCUGGAGCGCUGCUGCAGCUGUGUGCAGACCCUGGCCCAGUACAUCACCGUUGAGGCACCUGACAACAUUGUCCAGCAGCUUCGCCAGAGCCCAGGCCCACUGGGGGCAGGAGAAAGCCAGGAGAAGGACCAACUGCAUCAAGGGCUAAAUCUCUAACCCCCUCCUCUAACUGCAUCUGUCUCUGUUGAGCAGCAGAUGUGUGUGGCAGCGGGCACUGGCACUCUGGAAGGAAGGACUUCAGUGAUACAGCUAGCUCAGACUAUUCUGGCAUCGGAGAAGCUGCCCCUAGCCUAUGAGCAAUCUUCAUGGGGAGCAGAAGAGUUGGGCCCCUUUCUGCGCUUAUGCCUCAUGGAUCAAAACUUCCCAGCAUUUGUGGAAGAGGUAGAGAAGGAACUUAAGAAGAUCACACAGGGUUAA
This is a messenger RNA of Phodopus roborovskii (desert hamster), 828 nucleotides long. RefSeq names its product REC114 meiotic recombination protein (gene Rec114). The transcript has 6 exons. NCBI's taxonomy places the organism in Eukaryota, Metazoa, Chordata, Mammalia, Rodentia, Cricetidae. The record is from RefSeq and is a predicted model, not a curated record.